AUGCCACCAAUUCGCAGUGAAUCUAGCCAUAAAUUGGCCAACCAAGAGGGCAAGAUCCUAUUGGCCCUUUCUGAUUUAAAAGAGGGCCGUAUCUCUUCUAUCCGCGCAGCAGCAAAGCUAUAUGAGAUACCCUACACUACCCUAUAUGCGCGCGCCGAUGGCCGCGUCUCACGCGUUGAUAAGCGCCCAUCUGGUCAUAAAUUGACCCAAACCGAAGAGGAUGCGCUUGCUGAGUGGAUAUUAUCUAUGGAUUCACGUGGAGCAGCGCCUAGACCGGCUACUGUGGGAGAAAUAGCUAAUAUCCUACUUGCUACGCGCGGUAGUAACCCUCCGCCUACUGUUAGUGUUAAUUAG
Messenger RNA from Penicillium brasilianum, 354 nucleotides. Lineage: Eukaryota; Fungi; Ascomycota; Eurotiomycetes; Eurotiales; Aspergillaceae. The record is from the annotation of a GenBank genome assembly.